UUUAAUCACAGAGGGAAUGCAUUCAGUCCCAUUAUGUUCGAAAGAAUCCCAGCUGACAUUUAUACUGCGGCGUUUCUCCAAGAGUAGACUAACUCCCAGCAGAACGACCUAGGUGGAUAUAUGCCAUUAAAGUCCGUCUAAAACUUUUUUUUUCAGUUUAGUAGUGAACUCCAACUUCAAAUACCAGUUUCCUUCUCAAUAUUUAUUUUGGGCAUUAAAGUGAUGUGAUUUGUGUGUCAUUGGGUUGGGACAUUUCCCCGAAUGCCGAAUACAUAUGGCUUUUGGAUGAGUCUGCCGCAGCUGCGGACACCUUCCAGUUAGCGCGAUAAUUCAACAAGUACAUAACGGACCUUAUUCAAACUUUGCAGAGACAUUGUAUGGGUGACGAACUGGAAAUCGUCAAAGUAUGAGAACGAUCGUCGCAGAAGUGAAGCAGCCGUAUAUAGUCAUAUCAUAGAAAAUGGAUUUUUUUAAACGUGAUAUGUUACAGAUUUUUUUUCUUCAAAAUUGGAAUAUGUACAUUGUCAUUCCGACGGCAUGUAGUUGCUUUAUUUUAGUGAACACCGUGAGCGGAUGAUAUGUACGUUACGUAUGAACCAGUAGGUGUCACUAGUGUAAAAGUUUUGAAUAGCUUUGAUUAAUCAACCUUUUGGCGAUUCAGUGAGCUGGAAAAACUCUGCUUUACCAACCAAUACUAAUUUUUGAUUUUUAAAAAACAGAUUUUGGUGAAAAUAUGUUGCAUAAGUGUAGUCCAGUUAUUGAGGUCAUACCAGUACAAUACCAGAAGCAAGUAGGCAAUUUCAAGCGCAGCCAAUCCCGGGACAGUAGUCGCGUAAUAAUGACGCACAUUGUUGUGGUUUGUGAGUCACGCGGUGGUGCCAGUAUCCCAGUAUCGGCAGUGUCCCAGUAUCGGCGCUGCGCGCUUUUAGUCUCUGUGCUUAGAAAUAUGCAGCGUCGCCGCCUGAAAAGAAGAAAAUAACACUUUGAUGGUUAGAGGAACCUUGUUCAGAGGGACCUCCUGCCUAGGACCGAAAUGCUGAGGAUUCUUGUUCUAGCAUUAGGCUGUGUUCUUGCUUUUGUGGAAUUUGUUGAUGUUUCCGACCAUGCGCACAUCAGAGUGGUGGGAGGAAACAGCGCCUGUUCUGGCAAGGUGGAGAUUUAUCUUGGACUCCAAUGGGGCACUGUAUGUGACCAAAGUUGGGGCCUGAAUGAUGCCCAUGUGGUGUGCAGAGAGUUGGGCUGCGGGCCAGCCUUCAACUCUCCUUCUGGCAGCAUGUAUGGGUCGACCUACGGAGCAAUCUGGCUGAAAGGUGAGCCGUGUUCAGGUCAGGAACACAACCUGGCUCAGUGCUCCAAAUUUCGGAUGUGGAACUCAGCCAGCGAUGGGGUCUGCAUUGAGCACAACAUUGCAGGGGUGCAGUGCUCAGGAACAUUAAAGAGACCUACACUUUCCCUACUUUCUGCAUAUACUGCCUACUCUACUGGAGAAGCAGUACGUUUCAGCUGCACGGCUCCACCCAGCCACUACACUGUUUUUGACUUCCAUUUGUUUAAGAGUGGGGCUGGGACACCACUAGUAACCCAGGGGAGUGGAACUCCACGAACUCGGGCAGAGCUGACACUUUUUGACGUGGAUGCAUCGUACCAGGGCAGGUACACCUGCCUGUACACUGUGCAAUCUAGAGUGGCCUUUAAUUCGCCUGAAAGCAACUCCAUUGACAUCAUUGUGUUGGACCUACACACGCCACAGAUCUGGUACAACACUUCGGUGGGGGCCCCGCCUGGAGGGGUGACGCGGGGAUGCACGUUGAACAUCACCUGCUCUACCUCAUCAUGGUAUCCAGGGGGCUUCUUCCAGCUCCGGCUGAUCCGGUCGAAUGGCACAGUGCGCCACUCUGUAUCUGCCCCCAGCUCGUCCCGUACCUUUUUCUUCCCAAAUGCACAGGCUGCCCUUGAGGGCUACUACCGAUGCGCAUAUCAUAUUCAGAUGGGGGGCCGCAUGUUCAUUUCGCGGGAGAGUCAGCCCUUGCCAAUCUCAGUCAGAGACCCAGAGCCACUGUUAAGCCCAAUGGCAGUGAGCUGGUUAGUGUCAGGUGUGACAUUAAUUGUGGCCAUAUUGAUGAUUCUCGUCACUGCAUGGCUACGGUAUAAGAAGAAGAAGAAAAAACCAGUUGAGCUGGAAAGAGACAGUCGGACAUGUAUAGACAACACCUAUGUAUCAUUGCCAGUUAAGUAAAGGCAGGAUCAAAGCCCAAAAAGCAUGAAAGGUACUGUGGAUGAAAUGCAUACACAAGAAGCGUGUGGUAUUCUCAAAGUUGGUAGUGGCCAGCUGUCUUCUUUGUGACUAGAAAUUGGGUCAGUUGGGAGAGACACUCCACACGUUGAUCUUGCAUAAUCUUUUAUGAAUAAAUGAUAGAGGGUUCCAUCCUGUUGUAAAAUAACACUGAAUGGAUCAUCCAUAUCAUUGACUGCAAAAUGCUGCCAACUCCAGCACAAGUGAUGUCAGAACUUAAGAUGUUCAUUUCAUGGCCACCAGUUUCUGAUGAAAAUCUCCCUUUUUGCGGGUCCUUGGCAUAUUCUUCGUCAAUAUUUGUCUGUCUAAUUAAGAGAAAAUUUCCAGGUUUUAAAUAUUUUGGUUAAGCUUUACAUUAACUGCACCUUGAUAAUGUCUCUGAUGCAUCUGUAGAACAUUCAGUGCACCUUCAUAAUGCAUUCAUAGAACAUUAUAAAAACCUGCAUAUACACUGGCCCUUUACAGGUAAUAUUGAUCACCCCUAGGGUAGACAAAUGCUGAAUAUUUUUGUUUACAUCAGUUAAGUACAAUGUCAGCAGUAGCAUUCAUUGCUGUUAAUAGGAAUCUAUAACAUAUGUACCCAAACACGUUGUUUCAUUGUAGUUAUCCUGUUUAAUUAUAAAUAAAUGUAUUGCUCAGUGUU
Molecule: messenger RNA, 2936 nt
Organism: Brienomyrus brachyistius
Lineage: Eukaryota; Metazoa; Chordata; Actinopteri; Osteoglossiformes; Mormyridae
Exons: 9
Coding region: 1034-2236 (400 amino acids)
Cellular component (GO): membrane
Source: RefSeq, a predicted model, not a curated record